GACAUCUAAAAUUUAAAAAAUGUAUAUUAAUACUACUCACACCCCAGACAAAAAAAAUUCCUAUUUGAACAAAUUUAAUAAAAAAAGAAUCUAAACAACAGAUAAAGAAAACAAGUAUAUCAAGUCAUUUAUUAUUUCAGAGUUUAGAAUCUUAGCAAUUUGAGCACAAAUGAUGAUUGCAAAUCUUAUUGCGAUAGUGUUGAUCAUUAUCGACAGGAAAAUCAUGAACUUAAAAAACUAGUGUUUUAGUUGAAAUUUGAAAUGUAGAUUGUUAAUAAAUAUUCUAAGGAAAUCCCAAUUAGAAUCAUGUUUGAUAGAGUAGAAGCAUAACCUAAAAUCUGUAGUUUAAAAAUAUAAAUCAUUUAUUGAUGAGUUGAUGAUUCAAAAAAAUUAAGUUAGUUCAGAAUGUGAUGAGUGGAAGCAAAAAUGCGAAUAAUAAUAAUAAAUAAUUGAACAAUAGAGAUAAUAAAUUUAUAAUCAAUCUUAAGUUAUUCAAUAGAAUUUAUUCACAAUCCAAAAUAUUUAGCAAGAAUUUCAAUAGGAAUUCAUGCAGAACUAAAUGGAAGUACAAUAAAUAAUGAAUUUGAAAGAUUAAACUAUCGAUGAAUUAAACUAAAUUAUUUAAUAACAAUAAUUAUUAUGA
This is a messenger RNA of Paramecium octaurelia, 643 nucleotides long. NCBI's taxonomy places the organism in Eukaryota, Ciliophora, Oligohymenophorea, Peniculida, Parameciidae. The record is from the annotation of a GenBank genome assembly.